UCCAAAACUGUGCAGUCAAAAACAAUUACUUGUAAAGUUUUAACUAAAUUAUUACAUUCACCCCUGCAAGACCGCUAAAUUAUCAGUAUCCAAGAAUUUCAGAAAAUUUCACAGUCCCCCUGAGCGAUCAAUUUAGUUUCUAGAAACGCCUAAAAAGUAGCAACCCCAUCUAUAUAUUAUAUAUACGAUUUUCAUUUAUUCAAAUAAAAGAGGAUCAAAAAUCCAAAACCCUAGAUAACAGCGAUGGGAGUAGAGAAGCAAAUUUUGACCCCCGGAACCGGCCCCAAACCAACUGCCGGCCAGAAGGUCACCGUUCACUGCACCGGUUAUGGCAAAAAUGGUGAUCUCUCUCAAAAGUUCUGGAGCACUAAGGAUCCUGGGCAGCAGCCUUUUAGUUUCCAAAUUGGCCAAGGUUCUGUUAUAAAAGGAUGGGAUGAAGGUGUGUUGGGAAUGCAAGUGGGAGAGGUUGCUCGUCUGCGGUGUUCUCCAGAUUAUGCUUAUGGUGCUGGUGGAUUUCCAGCAUGGGGAAUUCAACCUAAUUCAGUCCUGGAGUUUGAGAUUGAAGUCUUAAGCCUACAGUGACUACGUGAUAGGAGUUGAAAACAGGCUACAGAACUAUCUGGAUAAUUUGAAUGACUUGCAUCAUCAUAGACAUUUCUAGAUGUUAUCGUUAUACUUUUGAUGAAUAUGAUAUGGGAUUGAUGAAUCUAUCUGCCUUAUUUACUCUUCAUUUAAUAUAAUCUGUGCAACUUUUAGCAAUAA
Pistacia vera is the source of this 762-nucleotide messenger RNA. Its product is annotated as peptidyl-prolyl cis-trans isomerase FKBP12. The coding region runs from base 244 to 582 and encodes 112 amino acids. NCBI's taxonomy places the organism in Eukaryota, Viridiplantae, Streptophyta, Magnoliopsida, Sapindales, Anacardiaceae. The transcript has 5 exons. Gene Ontology annotation, molecular function: peptidyl-prolyl cis-trans isomerase activity. The record is from RefSeq and is a predicted model, not a curated record.